Molecule: messenger RNA, 1761 nt
Organism: Botrytis deweyae
Lineage: Eukaryota; Fungi; Ascomycota; Leotiomycetes; Helotiales; Sclerotiniaceae
Exons: 2
Coding region: 1-1761 (586 amino acids)
Biological process (GO): regulation of transcription by RNA polymerase II
Cellular component (GO): piccolo histone acetyltransferase complex
Source: RefSeq, a predicted model, not a curated record
AUGAGGACACAACCGGCUGGCAGGGUGGUGCGCCAAAAGAAGCUCAACAGAUCCACCCAUCAACAAAUUCUACGAGAAGACCAAAUAGAAUCUGCCGAAUAUGAUUCAUUACAAGGUCAAUAUAAAGUCGAGACUGGUGUCGAAAAAGCUGAAGAAAAUGAAUACCAUUUGCAAGCUGCUCUGGCAGGCCACACCUCGGGUGAUAAGGAUGCACCACAAGAGAUCCCGGCUCCUCCUGCAGAAGAAGGUACCGACAUUGACUAUGAAUCAUUAUACUCCAGGAAAUUUGACAAACCUGCUACCUAUAUCCGCUUUUCACAGACCGUGGAAGAAUGUACUGGUUGCCAAUAUAACAUGACUACCGAAGAUGAAAUUUUUCUAAAAGAUUAUAACAAAAGGAAAACCCUUUCGAAUCAGCAGCUCUCGGAAGAUAACUUUGAAAAACUCAUGGAAAUUUUCGAAGAAACUGCUGAAAAUAAAACCCCAUGGGCCUCAAUAGACAAGACAUUGGUGAGUUUUGAGACCAUGAAAGAAGUCAUCAAGGAACGAGGAGAGGAGAAGAUAUUUGGCCAUCUGAAAGAAUUGUAUGAAUAUUGGAAGUCUCGACGGCAUGCCUGUGACAACCAUGGCAUUCAGCCCAGUCUGAAGUUUGAAACUCACCAAGAUCAAGACGAAGGCGAUCCAUAUGUUUGCUUCCGGCGCCGUGAAGUCAGAGCUACCAGGAAAACCAGAGCAAGAGAUAUGCAAAUCACAGAUAAAGUUAGGAGACUGAGAAAGGAAAUGGAAGAAGCAAGGGACCUGAUUAAAAUGGCGACUGAACGCGAAACUUAUAAGAAAAAACUCUUGCAAUGCGAACGUUCCGUAUUCGAAUCUCGUAGUGAAAUCAAGAGCCUCAAGAUCAAGCUGGGCAUCAAGAGUGAUCCUGAUGACGAACUUCUCAUCAAUCAGAAGGUAUGUAUAAUCUCGACCACUAGAAGAGAGUUCGAACAUCCUACUGACAAUUCGAAGCCACAGAAGAGGAAGGCCAUGGACUUUCAAAACGUGCAGCGCCAGCCAGCUCCACUUCGUAUUCCACCUCGCCCUGAUGGUCGCGGAAUUGAAAUGGAUAUGGUACAGUUAAGUCAUGUGCUGGCCCAAAAGGAGAAUAUGCUGCAAAAAGAGCUCGAGGAGAAAUCCGCACAGCAUAUCAAGUGGAAUGAGAACUUCAUCGACUGCACAAGGGAACCACUCCUACCAGUUGAAGGACAAAGCUCGAAUACGGGCUUUCGCCCAGCAACAGCUCAAUACAGUCAGUAUUUACUGACGCCACCAUCGUCUGUGACCUCCGACUCAUUUGAUCAAGCAUCUCCAGUGAGCCAAGAAAAACCGGACGCGGUAACCGUGCGGUAUAGUACACCUCCAGAAGAAGACGAUCGUCGUUCGCAACCAGCAUAUCGGAGACGAAUUGGCCGAGGUGGCCGGUUGUGGAUAGACCGGAGAGGAAUGUCUACAGCUGUCAGCAAAAGCAUGGAGAGGAAAUCUGAUCGUUGGAAAUAUGACGAGGAUGAGGAUGAGGAUGACGGACAGCCUGUAUACGAGGUUGACCCUUAUGAUACCAACCCUCUACGUUUUAGAUCCACAAUACCUCUUUCUGGUCAUUUGUAUCCGGAUGCACAUCGGCGAAGCAUGUUCCAACAUCAAUCGCAAUCGAACAGGACUGGUACUGGAGGUAGUCCUGGUAACAACCGAGCAAUCGGGCCUCCAAUCCAACAUAGUAAUUAG